AUAGUAGCAAAUAAAAUUUGGGUCAUACGAAGAAAGGUAGUUGGGGGCAAGAGAAUAUAUAUAAUUCUGCUGAUGAACAUCAAGACAUUGGAGCCUUAAAGCUGGUUUGAUCCAUCUACUACUUACAGCUAGUUGAAACCUAAAGGCCAAUCUCUCUCUCUCUCUCAUGGAGGAUGGUAAGCAGCCAUUUCUGUCCUCCAGGGACGAGGACCAAAACCAAGAACAAGGGGAUGAGCAGGCGCAGCUGAUACCGUCCACUGCAGCCACGUUCGUUAUCGGUGUCCCUGACAUCGCUCCUAUCAAGGGGUUUAGAGACGUCUAUAAAGAGUUCCUCGUUGAGUCAAAGAAGCUCUGGUACCUCGCCGGCCCAGCCAUCUUCACCUCCAUAUGCCAGUACUCACUCGGUGCCGUUACCCAAGUCCUCGCCGGCCACGUCGGAACUCUAGCACUAGCAGCUGUCUCCAUUGAAAACUCUGUUAUUGCUGGCUUCUCCUUCGGCAUCAUGCUUGGAAUGGGGAGCGCGCUCGAAACCCUGUGCGGGCAAGCAGUCGGAGCUGGACAGAUUGAUAUGCUGGGGAUCUACAUGCAAAGGUCGUGGGUGAUUCUGGUGACCACGGCUUUGUUUCUAAGCCUUCUGUACAUCUUUGCGGAGCCACUCUUGAAACUCAUCGGCCAAACUGAAGCGAUAUCGGAAGCGGCGGGAGUCUUCGCCAUUUGGAUGAUUCCGCAGCUUUUCGCUUACGCGAUGAACUUCCCGAUCGCCAAGUUCCUGCAGUCGCAAAGCAAGAUAAUGGUGAUGGCGGUGAUUGCGGCGGUGGUUCUGGUUCUACACACUAUCUUUAGCUGGUUGUUGAUGCUGAAGUUGGGAUGGGGGCUGGUGGGAGCGGCGGUGGUGCUGAACUCAUCGUGGGUGUUGAUAGUGAUUGCACAGCUUAUUUAUAUUUUCAGUGGGACUUGCGGACGGGCCUGGUCUGGGUUUUCAAUGAAGGCAUUUCACAAUCUUUGGGGUUUCGUGAGAUUAUCUCUGGCCUCCGCAGUUAUGCUAUGCUUGGAAGUAUGGUAUUUCAUGGCGCUAAUCCUCUUCGCUGGAUAUCUGAAGAAUGCGGAAGUUUCAGUCGAUGCCUUGUCCAUAUGCAUGAACAUCUUGGGAUGGACAAUCAUGGUAGCUCUUGGGAUGAAUGCCGCCAUAAGUGUGAGGGUGUCAAAUGAAUUGGGAGCAGCUCAUCCAAGAACAGCCAAGUUUUCAUUAGUGGUGGCAGUGAUAACAUCAUUUCUAAUCGGGGUCGUCCUUUCCCUCAUUCUAAUAAUCACACGAAACGACUACCCAUCUCUGUUUUCGAGUGAUACAGAUGUAGAAGAUCUAGUUAAGGAGCUCACUCCAAUACUGGCUCUAUGCAUUGUCAUUAACAAUGUUCAACCUGUUCUCUCAGGGGUGGCAAUUGGAGCAGGAUGGCAAGCUGUUGUCGCUUAUGUGAACAUUGCAUGUUACUACGUGUUUGGGAUCCCUCUGGGUCUCAUUAUGGGUUACAAGCUCGAUAUGGGUGUCAGGGGGAUCUGGUAUGGAAUGAUGACAGGAACGAUUGUACAAACGUGUGUUCUUUUCUUCAUAAUUUAUAGGACCAACUGGAACAAAGAGGCUUCAAUUGCUGAACACAGAAUAAAGAAAUGGGGAGGUCACGCAGAGAACGAUGUCGACAAAACAGCCGAGACCUAAGAGUGAUGAAAAGGAAGCUUCCCAACCCGAUUUUUGCAGAACAUCAGUGGCAAAUUGCAGGCCACUCUAGAAGCCAAUUUUCUUAAUAUCGCUUGGGCUCUCUCGUAACAUGUUUUUGAAGAGCAAGAUUCGGAGUAAUAAAAUAUUCACUUUCUUAAGCAAAUUGGAAAGCAUGAUGAACCUUUAACAGCUGUAGGAACUUCAAUUAUCUCAUCUUGAAAUGUUCUAUCUUCAAUUAUCACUA
This is a messenger RNA of Juglans regia (Persian walnut), 1958 nucleotides long. RefSeq names its product protein DETOXIFICATION 29-like. The transcript is spliced from 8 exons. The record is from RefSeq and is a predicted model, not a curated record. The coding region runs from base 167 to 1714 and encodes 515 amino acids. Gene Ontology annotation, molecular function: antiporter activity; xenobiotic transmembrane transporter activity. Gene Ontology annotation, biological process: xenobiotic detoxification by transmembrane export across the plasma membrane. Gene Ontology annotation, cellular component: vacuolar membrane. NCBI's taxonomy places the organism in Eukaryota, Viridiplantae, Streptophyta, Magnoliopsida, Fagales, Juglandaceae.